CGUGGGAGCAGUUUCCGAUGGUUGCCCGCAUAUGGAUUGAGCAGUUGCAGCGGCCGCCAACUGGGGUGGCUGCCAUGUGUGACCAGCACUACAUGGAGUGGUACAACCGGCACUCGCACCCGAGGUUGAUCAGAGACGUCCACCACGGCGACGACGCCGAUGAUGAUGAUGUGCCACCGCCCACUGCCGUGGAUGCGUGGAUGGGAAAGAUGACGCAGUUGGGACACAGACUUUUUGAGGAGAGGGACAACAUGACGACUGCAACAGGCAGAGCUGCUAUUGAUGAACUGGAACGGGCCCUUGAGCAGUGGCAGUGGGCGUCACAGAGAGAUUAUUGAUAUGUCGGCAGUGCAUUUAUAAAACAUUUUCCUAGUUGUUUGUAAAAGUUAACAUUAUCUGUUCUUAUAAUUAUUAUUUUAAGUUCUUAGAAUUUGACAUUAUAUUUUUAGUUUUUAUAACUUUUAUUUUAAGUUGUAAUUAGUGGGCAUACGAAAACUAAAUACAGGUUCACAUUUAAAUGGGAAAACUAAAUACGAAAAUUAGAA
Molecule: messenger RNA, 545 nt
Organism: Chenopodium quinoa (quinoa)
Lineage: Eukaryota; Viridiplantae; Streptophyta; Magnoliopsida; Caryophyllales; Amaranthaceae
Exons: 2
Coding region: 18-338 (106 amino acids)
Source: RefSeq, a predicted model, not a curated record